This is a messenger RNA of Epinephelus fuscoguttatus (brown-marbled grouper), 1786 nucleotides long. RefSeq names its product butyrophilin subfamily 2 member A2-like. Lineage: Eukaryota; Metazoa; Chordata; Actinopteri; Perciformes; Serranidae. The record is from RefSeq and is a predicted model, not a curated record. Bases 120 to 617 code for a protein of 165 amino acids. The transcript has 4 exons.
CAACAAAGAAUGUGGUCAUGUGAUUUCAAGUACACACAGAUGAAAAUAAGAAACAACAACUCACAUACAUCACCAACAUCCAGCAGACCGGAGCUAUGUUUGCCUUCUAGAACUCCACGAUGCAUCAUCCACUCGUCCAGCUCAGUGAUGGACUGGCUCACAGUGGUUGCAGAAGGCUUUUAUACACCAUGAUCGUCUUCCUUCUCCUUCUACAGUCCGGUGACGGUGCUGACUUCACGCCCAUCAUAGACAUCAGAUCAUAUUACAACGGAAGUGUGGUGUUACAGUGUGAGUCUGCAGGCUGGCAUCCAGAGCCUGAGGUGUUGUGGCUGGACGGUGAGGGAAAGCUCCUCUCUGCUGGACCUACAGAGACAGUCAGAGGUCCUGAUGACCUCUAUACUGUCAGCAGCAGAGUGACUGUGGAGAAGAGACACAGCAACAGCUUCACCUGUAGAGUCCAACAGAGGAGCAUCAACCAGACCACAGAGACACACAUCCAGGUUCCAGAUGAUUACUUCAUGGAUCUGCUCUCUUCUAGCUGGAUUUGGAGCAACACACUUGCUAUUAUUGCUGUCGUACUGUCAGUUAUUUUCAUACUAUUAUGUCAGUGGAGAUAGAACUAUGAUACGUUAAUAUUAUCUGAUCUAUAAAUAUCUAUGUAACAUUGUAUUAUCUAGCAGACUCUUUCAUAUAGUUUCUGUUUGAGUAUUAAAGAAAACGACUUAUUGCUAACAUGAACAAACUGAUAAAACAGAGAUGGACUCCAUGUGGUCGUGCAGGAUGAAAUACGUCACUGGUGGAGCCACAUUGGUGUCUUUCUCUGGUUUCCCAGUUCCCAGGUGAUAUAAUGAAGGUUACAUUAACUUAAGCUCUUCCAGCUCAGGAUUCUAUGUACUGUGUGUUCAAGACUGAGGUGAGAGCGGAUCAUGCAAUGUCCAGUAAGUCCCGCCCCUGUCAUGAACUCUUUGGGAGCGUUCUGAAUUGCAUACCUGUUGUUUUUACCCUUCGUAGGUGCUGUAUGUUCUGUUGCAUGCAGGAUACAUACAGUCAGGCCAUACUACUGUCUCAUAAUAUUACACCCUGAACCUUGACCUUCUUGCUCAUAUAUCCAUUACCUUGAACAACCUGGGGAGCUCUGCUGUUGUAACUCUGUGACGUAUGAAGUUUAACUCAUAACUGCAUACAUUGUAGAUUCUGACAUUAUGUUCACAACAGUAAAAUUCAAUUUGCAUUUCCCUACCAGUGCUGUUUACAAUUAAUACUGCUGUUAUUACAAUUUGACUGGGCAUCAGUUAGUAGAACAUGUUGGUAUUUCUGGCAUACUGCAUUUGACAUGCUAUAUUUUGGGACAAACCAAAUCUUUUUCUGGCAUACUAAAUAGUAUGGCAGUAUGGGUAAAAACAAACAAACACAGGAGCUAAAUGUUGAGAGCAAAGCAGAAAUGAGAUGUCGAAAACCAUGUUGAUCAGUUUGUGAGUGCCCUCCAGGACGCUCAUUAACUUUCUUAAUGAAAAACAACAUAACUGUCAUUGUCAUGUUACUGUGACUGAAAUGCUCCAUAAAGCUAAACUGCAGAGUCAGGUAAGUAUUUCCUGUGGGCUCGUCACCAUGAGCAACCUCUUUCAUCUAAAAUUAAACAUUUAAUCCAUUGUUAAUUAAAGAAUAUGUUGAUACAGCAGCUUUAAACUACCAAUUUAUUGACAGUAAGUCAAGUGUUUUUACUGUUUUAAAUCUGUACAUGACUCGUAUUACAGGUUUAAACCGCUGGUGGAAUUUGUUUGUUCUC